Petromyzon marinus (sea lamprey) is the source of this 1233-nucleotide messenger RNA. Its product is annotated as protein FAM3A-like. Lineage: Eukaryota; Metazoa; Chordata; Hyperoartia; Petromyzontiformes; Petromyzontidae. The record is from RefSeq and is a predicted model, not a curated record.
CACACACGACACACACAACACGCCGUUGAGCGCACCACGCGUGUGUCGCAAUGCAGAGCGUGGGGGUGGCGUCACCGUGCGUGCCCCCUGCAACCAGCCAGGCCACGCCCCUCACCUGCAGCUCACUCGAGGGGGCUUCAUUCUCAGUGUGACCGCAACAAAGCCACUGAGUCGUGGGCCUUGGUCUUUAACCCCCCCCGUCUGUCGCAUUAUUCAUAGCCACCUCAUUGAACGCGGACGGCGAGCGAUUCUGGUUGUCUCCUGCUCCUGCCGUUUGUUCUUUGAUGAUACACUUAGUUGGGUUUUUAUUUUAUACUUGUACGCUUCUGCUUGCGACGACGACGACGAUGAGGUUUUGGCUGAGCGAGCCGGUUUGACUUGACGUCCUGAUAAAAGUCGCAGCAACUGCAGCAGCAGCAGCCUCCACACCGCCUUCGCUGUGAGCCAAUGAAGUCCCUAGGGAUCUGCUGCGUCCUCGCUGCGGCGGGGAGCGUCGCCUUCACCCUGCUGCUGCUCAGAGGAUACGGCGAGCCCAGCGCGGUCCUCGUGAGUGCCGCGGGGAGAGCGGUCGACUCGACGACCGCCCCCGCCGUGUCGCAUGAGCAGGUGCUCUUCAAAUGCGGGCUGACGGCCCCGUGCCCGCCCGGCCACUUCUCCUUCAAGGUCGCGAGCGGAGCGGCGAACGUCCUCGCAAGCAAGAUCUGCUGGGAGGACGCGAUCGUCACGAUGCCAGCUCUGAGCGAGAUGCAGGGAGGUCUCAGUGUGGUGCUCAUCAAUGGAAUGAAUGGGGAAAUCAUGGACAGGAGGAUAUUUAAUUUGUACUCGGGAGACCCCGAGGAGUGCCUGCGGCUGCUGAGAGCGAUAGAGGAGAAGACCAUCGUGGUGGUGGCCUCGUUCGAUGACGUCGCGACCUGCAUGGACAGCGAGAUCAGAGACAUCCUCUCGGAGCUGGGAAGCACGCAGUCCAAGUCGCUCAGGUUCCGAGACAGCUGGGUCUUUCUCGGAGCCAAGGGCGUGAACGGACAAAGUCCCUUUGAGCAGCUCGUCGAAAACAACAUGAGAAACAACGCGUACGCCGGCUGGCCGGCCAGGGCGGAGGUCGCUGGCUGCGUUCCCCAGUUCCGACCCUGACGGGAGAUGAGGAAUUCCCCCAUCGCGUGCCUCCAAAUGCCUCGAUCGCCCACCACCCGUGACUUUCCGUGUCACGGCCUCCAAAUCCAAAGUAAAAAAAAA